Lingula anatina is the source of this 2032-nucleotide messenger RNA. Its product is annotated as G kinase-anchoring protein 1-A. The record is from RefSeq and is a predicted model, not a curated record. NCBI's taxonomy places the organism in Eukaryota, Metazoa, Brachiopoda, Lingulata, Lingulida, Lingulidae. Gene Ontology annotation, cellular component: Golgi apparatus. Gene Ontology annotation, biological process: signal transduction.
GGUCCAGUGCAGGUGCUGCCCUCCCAUGAUAGAGUCUAAACUAUGGCCUUAGCAGUAUCGUCACGUUUCUCGCUGCUCAAAGUAGAAGAUGACGAAGACAGCGAUGGAACAGAAAAUCAAAGAAAACCCCAGAGUGGAAAGUCACAAAAUCAAACACAAACAGCAAAUGCAAAGAAAAAACAGAAGAAAAAGAAGAAGAAUGACACAUCUAAAGCUGAAACCGACGAGCUCCGUAAUCUAGCUUUUGGUGGUGGAGCAGGCAAGCACAAACCUCAACAGCACCAGCAACACCAUGUAUCAGCAGCCCCGAUUAGACAGUGGGAAGAGUGGAGGAAUAAGGAUGAAGAGUUCGCAGCAGAGACAUAUGAGAAAGAACUUCAAGAAGCAUUACUUCAAAGCAGAUUGGAAUUUGAGGCAAAAAAAGAAUUUCUUAGAGCCACAGAUGGAGUAGGAGAUACAGACAAAGGCCAGAAUAACAAACCUAAGAAAAAGAAGAGAGCCAAUAUUCAACCAGUAAUGACACUUGAAGAGUUUAACAGAUCUAGAGGAGGAGGAGGGGAACAUAUCAAUGGGAAAACAUCAUUCUCAGCAUUAGAAGAAAUAGAAGAUAUUCCUAUACCCCUGGCCACCAGUGUGAAAACACCACCAGUAGCAGUUGAAGAAGAGAGAAAAUUUUUUGAUAAAGUAGAGCAAGAUGCAGGGAACAUCAUCAGGAAGGAGAAGAUACAAGAGGAAUAUAAAAAGCAAUAUGCUGUAGAAAAUGCCAUAUCUGCCAAAUAUCAAGAUGAACUGGAGAGCAAGGACAAAGAAAUCAUGAAGUUAAAGGCGACCAUACAAAACUAUGAAGAUGAACUUAAGCAAGUAAAAAAGAGGAAUAAACAAUUAUGCCACAUCUUGGGUCAAGGAGAAAUGAAAGGCAAGGCUGAGAUUCUAGUCCAACUUGACCAGCUAACUCAAGUCAAAGAUGAACUAACAGAAGAGGUGACAGAAUUAAGGGCAGAUUUAGAAAAAGAACGUUCCAAGGUCCAUGCUUAUAAGUCAGAGCUGGACAAGCUUAAGGGUAACAAACAUACACCACGGUGAAAACAUGGCAGAGAUAUCAUGUCUAGUAAACAGAAAAAGACUAUAUAGGGGGAUGGUGACUAAAUGGAGGAUGAUCUUGGAUGUCUCUAGACAUUGGAAACUUGUCAAAUAUUACAAGUGAAAUUCUGUAUUGUGGAAAGAAUUCGGAUAAAUCAGUUUACUGGGACCACUAAUUCUGAGCCAAGUUCUGAGGAUUAUAUCAGUUCUUUUUGGCACAAGUACAAGUUAUGUGUUAGAGUUAGUUAAGUUGUACAGCAGUUUCAUUUUUUUUUUGUUAUAAAUAUUGCUGCAGUCCACUUCAGUGAAAAAAUAUCAAAUUUUGUCUAUAUUUUAUGAAAAUUAUGUAGAUUGCUGAGCUACUAUACUUGAACUUUCAAGGCGAAGUUCUUUCAAGAUUUGCUGUGAUUUCAGUGAAGGAUGGUAGAGUAGUAAUAUUUUGGUGGCACAGUGCAUUUCGAGUCACCAACUCUUUUUGUCAAGACAGAGAGAUUAAUUUUUCUCAAACUGAAGUUGUGUUCACAAUGUAGGUGGAUUUAACCUUUUUGAUGCGACCCUUUUUUUUUUGGCAAUGUUCUUUAGUUUUGCUCACCAAAGGUGACAAAAGUGAUUCUUCCGUCUGCAGCCUCCCUCCUCAUAACUGAUUAUAGCAUGCAACAAGAUGUUUUCCUUUAUCAAGGGCCUGCAGAGAAAGGUAGUGCCAGUAAAGGUUGAUGUAUCUGCAGCGUGAGCACAUUAGUUUAAAAACAUUAAAACCAAAUUUUCUGUGGCAGGUUCAGAUAAUAUCAGUGAUCAUUCCUACUGUUGAAGUUAAAAUUCUGUCUGGCAUCUAUGCAGAGAUUUUAUGUGAGAUACAAAGAAAACUUGAUUUAAGUUGAUGAGUUUUUAUUUUUCAUCCUCAUUUGAAGCAAAUAUAUUUUUAUGUGCCAAGUAUUUAAUUAUCAAAUCACUU